Molecule: messenger RNA, 2265 nt
Organism: Daucus carota subsp. sativus
Lineage: Eukaryota; Viridiplantae; Streptophyta; Magnoliopsida; Apiales; Apiaceae
Product: receptor-like protein 6
Exons: 1
Coding region: 1-2265 (754 amino acids)
Molecular function (GO): protein binding
Source: RefSeq, a predicted model, not a curated record
AUGAAAACUACACAUUUCUCAUGGCUUUUCUUGACAUUUUUGUUCCAAAUCAGCUUGUUUUUGUCAUUGGCUUCUGGCCAAUGCCUGGACUCUCAAAGAAGCUUGUUGCUCCAGCUAAAACAGAGUUUCUCGUUCGACUCUUCGUCAUCAACCAAGCUAGUUCAAUGGAAUCAAACCACAAUAGAUUGCUGCCACUGGCAAGGUGUAACUUGCAAAAAAAGUAGCGGCCUUGUUAUUGGCUUAGACCUCAGUAACGAGGGCAUCACUAGUGGAAUAAACAGUUCCAGCACUUUGUUCAGACUUCAGUUUCUUGAAAGAUUGAACUUGGCUUCCAACAGUUUCAACAGUACAGAAAUCCCAUCUGGUCUGUCUAAUCUCACCAGUUUAGUUUAUCUGAACUUGUCAAACUCGUUUAGCGGUCAAGUUCCAAAUGUAUUUUCGCGUAUGCAAAAGUUGGUUGUUCUGGAUCUCUCCUAUUCUUACUCCUUAAGGAUAGAAAAUCCAAAGCUGAGCAUAAUCGUUCAGAAUCUUACACAACUUUCUGAACUUUAUCUUGAUGCUGUAGAUCUGUCGAGCCAAGGAUCUGAUUGGUCCCGUGCUAUAUCAUCUUCAUUGCCUAAUUUGAGAAUUCUGAGCUUGACAGAAUGUCAUAUUACCGGUCCUAUACAUCCUUCAUUUGGCAAGCUUAGGUUUCUUUCAGUGAUUGAACUUGAUGGAAACAAUCUGAAUUCGCCAAUUCCAAAAUCUUUUGAGAACUUGAGUGGUUUAACAGCUUUAAGUCUUCAUUCUUGUAAUAUGACUGGAGUGUUUCCGCAAAGGAUCUUGCAGAUACCAACUCUCCAGACUCUGCGCUUGUCGUACAAUGAAUUGCUCAAGGGUUCUUUGCCAGAGUUUCCGCGAAAUGGAUCCCUCCGGGAGUUGUUCCUCUACAAUACUAACUUUUCAGGUGGAGUGCCAGAGUCUAUUGGUGACAUGGCCAGGUUGUAUGAGAUAGAUUUAAGCCAAAGCAAUUUCAGUGGAAGAAUCCCACAAUCAAUGGCAAAGCUUACUCAGCUUGUUCGUUUGAACUUUGCGUACAACAAAUUCUCAGGUAUUAUCCCAUCAUUUGGUAAGUUCAAGAACUUGACAUAUGUAGAUUUGUCUAAUAAUCAGCUAUCUGGUCCAAUCCCGUCGACUCAUUUUGAAGGCCUUGAUAAUCUUGUACAUAUUGAUCUGAGUUUCAAUAUUUUCAGUGGAAGCAUUCCAUCAUAUUUGUUUGCUUUCCCAUCAUUGCAGAAUUUUUUGCUUCAUUUCAAUCACUUUGAUGGUAUUCUGAGUAAUUUUUCCAGGGCUUCGUCUUCUCAGUUGAAAACACUUACUUUAAGUAGCAACAAGCUCAAUGGACCUAUUCCAUCAUCCUUUUUCGAGCUAAAAAAACUAGAAUCCCUAUCUCUGUCUUAUAACAACCUUUCUGGAACACUUCAACUUGAGAGAUUUCAAAAACUUAAGAACCUCAACGCUCUUGAUCUUUCUCACAACCGGUUGUCAAUUACAACAAGUCCGAGCAACUCUAGCACAUCUCUGCUUCCCCGCAUCUACUUGUUAUAUUUGGCUUCUUGCAACCUGAAAAGAUUUCCUGAUCUAAGAAACCAAUCAGAGCUUCAAAAUUUGGAUCUUUCAGACAAUCAAAUUGGUGGGGAAGUACCAAACUGGAUAUGGAAUAUAGGCCAGGGAUCUCUCUCAUCGUUAAAUCUUUCUCAUAACCUGUUAAAAAGUCUCCAAGAACCUUAUGUUCUUCCUAAAUUAAGUUACCUUGACUUGCACUCUAACCACUUGACUGGUAAAAUCCCUUUACCACCUGCAAUCUAUGAGUACGCGGAUUACUCUUCCAACAAUUUCAGUUCUACGAUUCCUCCUGAUAUUGGAUAUAACAUCAGUGCUGCAUACUUCUUUUCUGCUUCAAGGAACAAUUUGACAGGAAGCAUCCCUGAGUCCAUAUGCAAUGCUAAAAACCUUGCAGUUCUUGAUUUGUCAUACAAUAGAUUGAACGGGAAGAUACCUUCAUGUUUACUUCACAAGAGCAAAGUUCUUGAAGUAUUGAAUCUUGGAAAUAACAAUUUCACCGGCAAUGUUUCCAAAACAUUUUUUGAAGGGCGUGGUUUGAGAACCCUAGACCUGCAUGCAAAUCAGUUGGGAGAGAUUGUGCCGACAGCUUUGCCUAAUUGCACCUCCUUAGAGGUGUUGAAUCUACAGAAUAACCAUAUAAAUGGUACUGUUAGGAAAUGA